CAUGGUAUGAUGAGGGGAAAAUCGGCAUAUUCAUCCACUGGGGAGUGUUUGCUGUUCCAGGCUUUGGCAGUGAAUGGUUCUGGUACAACUGGCAAGGCCAGAAACUUCUGGCUUAUGUCGAGUUCAUGAAAAUGAACUAUCGACCAGACUUCACUUACGCAGAUUUUGGCCCCAUGUUCAGAGCUGAAUUUUACAAUCCCGGACAAUGGGCUGAUAUUUUCAAAGCUGCAGGGGCAAAAUAUAUUGUGCUGGUGACCAAGCAUCACGAAGGUUUCACCAACUGGCCGUCCAAGUAUUCCUUCAACUGGAAUGCUGGUGACCUUGGACCGAACAGAGAUCUUGUCGGUGACCUUGCUGAUGCUAUACGCUCAAAUACAGAUAUCAAAUUUGGUGUUUACCAUUCAAUGUUUGAGUGGUUUAAUCCAUUGUUUUUGAAGGACCAAGCUAACGGCUUCAGGACACAGGAGUAUGUCAAGACCAAGACGUUGCCCGAGCUGUAUGAGCUGGUCAACCGCUACAAGCCGGACGUGGUGUGGUCUGACGGGGAGUGGAUGGCCUUGGACGAGUACUGGAACUCCCCGGAGUUCAUCGCUUGGCUCUACAAUGACAGCCCAGUGAAAGACACAGUGGUGGUCAACGACCGAUGGGGAAACAACACACGAUGCAAGCACGGAGGAUUCUGGGACUGCACUGACCACUACAAGCCAGGGAAACUGGUGCCCCACAAGUGGGAGAACUGUAUGACCAUCGACAAAUACUCGUGGGGUUAUCGCCGCAACGCUCGUCUCGCUGACAUCCACACCAUGGAGGAACUCAUUGAGCAGUUGGUCACCACCAUCAGCCUGGGUGGAAAUCUGUUGAUCAACGUGGGCCCGACGGCGUACGGGGAAAUUGCUCCGAUCUACGAGGAGCGGCUGAGGCAGAUGGGCUCGUGGCUGGGCGUCAAUGGAGAGGCCAUCUACAAAACCAAGAUCUGGACGUACCAGAAUGACUCUGUGGCUCCAAAUGUCUGGUACACCUCUGGUCAGACAAACAGCUCAGAGCCCGCCGUGUACGCCAUCUUGCUAAGUUGGCCGACCAGCAACUCUCUCAGGCUAGGGAGCCCUGUGGCAUCGGCCGACACCCAAGUCUCUCUGCUGGGCUACCCGGGACAGUUCCAGUUCAAACCGGUCCCCGGUGGCGGCCUGGACAUCUCGAUCCCAUCCAUCCCCACCAGCAGCAUGCCCUGUGAGUGGGGCUGGGUCCUCAGACUGACCGCGCUCAAGAAUCAGGAGACCAAGAUUGACCCCGCGGCUUUUGCAAAGUCUGUGCAGUCGAUCCGCAUGAGGAAGGAAGAACCCGUGACCCCCAAGUAGACGUCUUUUGUGACAGCUCCGGUAGAGUCUGCGUAAACUGAGUGCAGUUUAUUGGAAAACGGAAAGAAAAAAGAAUCUUCGAUUGUUUUUUUUUUUUUUUUUUUUUUUGGAGGGGGUUCUUUUUUCACUAUUUGAGCUGUCUCUCUACUCUCUAAACUGAAAACCUAGCUAAACCAUAGAAAAUCUGGCAGUCCUGCCAGAUAUCAGUUUUCGUGGACUUCACUGUUGUGUUUCUGAGACUCACAAUACCAGAAGUAAGCUGCAAAGUUACCUCAAGCGUUAAAGUUCUGUACAUAUUUCCACACUGUAUAGCCUUUUCAUCUUUUACUAGCACACAUUUCAUGCAUUGAAAAUGUUUCAUGUCUUUCAGAAUAUGGUAUAAGUAGGGGCCUACCUAAUGCUGAUUUUAGGUUCUAUUUUCACCAACUUGACUUUAUUAGGAAUGGCUCUGCGAUAGUAUUUCACUGUUCAGCUACACAACUUACUAUUCAUUUCGCCAAGUUUUAUUGAGCAUUUUGUCAAAGAUGUAAUAAUACGUCAAAUGAAACUGAUUCCAUCAUUUAGUAACUUUUGCCAGAAAGUUCAAUGAGUUACGGCAUUCUAGCAACAGUGUUGUCUGUUGAUUUCCCAGCAGAAAUACCCUACAGCAGUGCUGUGUGGAUUCCGUGGCAGAAAACUCCGUCUUCGUUAAUUGAGAGAUAGGAAGUCCCUGAACAACAAGACAUUUUCAAUAGCCUGAUGUCAAAAUGAGCUUGAAUUUGAAUGUCUGCUGGAAUUUAUUUUACCGUAGAACUCGAGACAAAUAGCUCCGUAAGCACUAUUACAUGUAUUGGUUGUAUUGUCGAAAAAAAAUUAUUCAAAAAGAGAUUAUCUCAUUGUUUUUAUCUGGACAGGCAUGUUCUGAUAACUGUAGAUUCAUUGUGAACUUUUGUACGCCUACAGUACAGCUAUCUAAAUGAAGGUUUUGUCUCAUUUCCUUGGCUUUGUAUAUUUCAACGCUUUCUAAAUGUUUAUCAUAUUGUCUGUCUGGUUAGAAAUGUUUGCAGUAGCAAUUGGAGAGCCUGCCUGUUUGUCACUUCAUAUAUAGCGAGGAACUGUCAUGUUUGAAGUGUUUCAAUUUGAUGGCUUUCAGAAAUUCAAAUUCUUCAGAAAUACCAUAAAUUUGUUACUGAAAUUAAAAGUUUUACGACAGAAUAUGAUGUCAGUCAAUAUGAAAUUGUUAAAAUGAAAAAAUAAUCAUAAUUGAAGUUAUGUAAUUUUAAGUUUAUGGUGAGUAAAUCUUUUGGUGAAACUUUUCUGUAAAUUGUGUUGAUCAAGGUUUUUUUUAAAAAGCUGAUUUUUAAGACAAAGAUCACUGUACAGUUUUUUGUUUUCUGGAUUGUGGGAAGAGAAGUCCACUAUGUCUGCUGUGCAUAGUUUUAGAAUCAGCUUCUGUGUGUUGAUGAAUAUCGUGGCUGGCCUGAAAUAUUGCUGGUAUUGCUGAAUAUUUGAUGGUGUUUUGUCUCAACUCAAACUUUGUCUUGCCAUCCCUGUACUGUAUUUUCUAAACAAAAUGUUUACCGAGUUUUUAAGUUACAGUUUUAUCAAUACCUCAGUGGUAAUAGAGUGAAUGUACUAUGUGGCAUUUGCUUCAUGAGAGUGACGGAUUAUUUGUGCUCAAGUGUUUUAUGCUUCUUUGGGGAAAGAAAAAAGACAGAAAGAUAAUAAAGUUAGUGAGCUGAUUAAUAUGUGACCUGCAAAUAUUAUUUGAGUUAUGUAUGUUUACGUAUGCAGCGAGUUGGCAAAAUCUGAAUAAAAAAUUUGUUUGCAUUCCAUUUUUCACUUUUAGCUUGUGUUAAUGUUUUUACAUGGGUGCAUUGCUUGGUCAGUGGUGACUUAAUUUCCUGAAUGGAAGCGUUUUCGUUCUGAAUGUUUUCUGAAAGAAUUGUUUUAUGACAGUUUUCCUCAAGCUGUCCUCACCAUUGGGUCACCGAUGAGUCCACAUUUUACUCAUUGAGCGUUUAGCUCACUGUCUGUUUUUGUGUUUUGAGGGUGAUCUAUCUUUUGUUUCUCCGGCGUGGGUUGUUGGAGGGUGCUAAGGUGUGGUUUGCUUCUUGUUUCCUAUGAAACAUCUAUCGUCCUUAUCACUCCUUCUUUUUUGUGUGUGUAACUCUCUUGUAACACUUCUAAUCUUCGGCACUUAUAUGACCAUAUUGUGUUACAAGUGCCGUAAAACACUUACUAAAACUAAAACUAAACUAAGAUCCAUCUUUUGUUUCUCCGGCCUCUCAGGAUAGUACAGGGAACUGAUUUUGUACAGAUGAAGCUUUUAUUACUUUUAUGUGCGGUUUUAUUUUUACCCUGCCCAUUUUUUUGUGUCACUUUUAUGUUUAAUAGUCCCAACAAAAUGGGCAGCGGUUUAACUGUUAGUUUACUGUUGGUGGAAACAAACAGGAGAACUGCUGUUUACCCUCUGAGUUCUUUUUUCGUUAUCUUUCCCCCCUCAUUGUAAUGUUGCUUCAUUCUUCAUUCACUAUUACAAUGAUGAGUAAAUGACUCAUGCAGGCAUAACGAUGGACUCAGCUGGAAGUGGUCACAAGCUUCUGUAUUGUAAUUUUUCCCGUUGGUUUAUUGUCUCUCAAUGUAGACAGCUUUUUAUGAGUGAGAAUAACACAGCUGAGAUGGACAGUUUUAGAUUUUUACUGUUUAUACUUAUACACAUAGAUACACCACAUAUGCAAGUCCAUUUGUCUUUUUCCAUUUUUAUAUUGUGUGUAUGGUGAAAAAGUAAUGUAUGGUUCGCCCUGUGUAAAGUAAUCCCUUUGAUUUAAGCUUACUGUUUGUGGGCAGAAAGGCACCCGCUGAAAAGUCACUGGAUGGACAACAACAGCAACAACAUAAUUUAGUGAAAGGAGCCUCCACACUAGUUAAGAACUUGUCAUUUCUACAGCUGGAGUGUCUCUUUUUCUACAUUUAGUACAAACAACACACUUUAUGGAGAACUUGCAUUAAAAUUCAGCUUUUGCAAUUUAAAAAAUUAUGAACUAAAAUAAACUCUGUAUACAUGAUGUACGACAUAUAUACUGUUUGAUGUGAAAGUGGCAACAGUCCACGGUUUUAUCAAAUAAAUGUCAUUGAGUUUGGAAAA
Messenger RNA from Aplysia californica (California sea hare), 4482 nucleotides. Its product is annotated as alpha-L-fucosidase. NCBI's taxonomy places the organism in Eukaryota, Metazoa, Mollusca, Gastropoda, Aplysiida, Aplysiidae. Gene Ontology annotation, cellular component: lysosome. Gene Ontology annotation, molecular function: alpha-L-fucosidase activity. The record is from RefSeq and is a predicted model, not a curated record. Gene Ontology annotation, biological process: fucose metabolic process; glycoside catabolic process.